Messenger RNA from Pseudoliparis swirei, 1179 nucleotides. RefSeq names its product diencephalon/mesencephalon homeobox 1a (gene dmbx1a). Bases 1 to 1179 code for a protein of 392 amino acids. Gene Ontology annotation, molecular function: RNA polymerase II transcription regulatory region sequence-specific DNA binding; DNA-binding transcription factor activity, RNA polymerase II-specific. The record is from RefSeq and is a predicted model, not a curated record. Gene Ontology annotation, biological process: regulation of transcription by RNA polymerase II. NCBI's taxonomy places the organism in Eukaryota, Metazoa, Chordata, Actinopteri, Perciformes, Liparidae. The transcript is spliced from 4 exons.
AUGCAGCACUACGGGGUGAACGGCUACUCUCUGCACGCCAUGAACUCCCUCAGCGCCAUGUACAACCUGCACCAGCAGGCAGCGCAACAGGCGCAGCACGCGCCCGACUACCGGCCGUCCGUGCACGCGCUCACACUGGCAGAGAGACUGGCCGGCUGCGCAUUUCAAGACAUCAUCCUGGAGGCUCGCUACGGCUCUCAGCACCGCAAACAGCGCCGCAGUCGCACCGCCUUCACCGCACAGCAGCUGGAGGCGCUGGAAAAGACCUUCCAGAAGACUCACUACCCGGAUGUGGUGAUGAGGGAGCGGCUCGCCAUGUGCACCAACCUGCCAGAGGCCCGUGUGCAGGUCUGGUUCAAAAACCGCAGAGCCAAGUUCCGUAAGAAGCAGCGCAGCCUCCAGAAGGAGCAGCUUCAGAAGCAGAAGGAGGCGUCAGGGGAAGGAGGAAGCGAGAAGGAGGACGCAACCCCCUCCACAACAGUCCUUCCUGACAACCAGCUUCCUCCUUCCUCCUCCUCUUCCUCCUCUUCUUCUCUGGAGGCAGAGGGCCCUGUCCGUCCUGAGCCGCUGGACAUGGAGCUGAACGUCACGUCAGCAGAACACUCCGGCAGUGAGUCGGCGACGGAGGACAAUGCCACAGAUAAGGAGGACGAGAGUAAACCUCAGAGAGAGGAGGCAAAGCGUGAGAGAGCGGUGACUCCUGGAGACGUCUCUCCAGCGUGCAAAAGACUCAGCCCGAAACCAGACUCUCCCCUGGUCUCUCCGUCCGUGACCCCCUCCAUCAGCGGCCUGGCCGGCAGCGGUCCUCUCUCUCAGGGCCACUCUUAUUCUUCUUCCCCUCUCAGCCUGUUUCGUCUGCAGGAGCAGUUCCGCCAGCACAUGGCCGCCACCAACAACUUGGUGCACUACCCGGCCUUCGACCUCUCUGCCCCAUCUUCACUCCCCUACCUGGGGAUGAAUGUUAACAUGCCCCCCGCGCCGCUGGGCUCUCUGCCCUGCCCGUCCUACUACCAGUCCCUGUCCCACCACGCGCAGCAGGUGUGGAGCAGCCCGCUGCUGCAGGCGUCGGCUGCAGGCGGCCUCGCCAGCCACAACAGCAAGACCACGAGCAUCGAGAACCUCCGUCUGAGGGCGAAGCAGCACGCUGCGUCGCUGGGACUGGACACGAUGUCUAACUGA